This is a messenger RNA of Oppiella nova, 1464 nucleotides long. The record is from the annotation of a GenBank genome assembly. NCBI's taxonomy places the organism in Eukaryota, Metazoa, Arthropoda, Arachnida, Sarcoptiformes, Oppiidae.
AUGAGACGUUCAUUUAAAAUGAAGCUUGUCUUAUUGUCGUCAUUCGCCAUACUAUUUGGAGUACAAAUUUGCCAAAUUUCCGCAAAUCAUAGGAGCGAACGCCAGGCAUCUAAUUAUGAAUUUCCUGGUAAUGCCGUUAGAAAAGCACAGUAUGAAGAACUCAUUGAACAGUACGACCCCGUGGCUCGUGUGGCCGCCGCUCAGACAUACAGUCCAUCAGUGACUGACCCACAAGACUAUUCAGGACAGUCUUAUUCACAGCCGGCUUAUAGAGCCAGUUCUGGAUCAGCCGCUUCCAGAUCUAGAGCACCUCAAUACCAAAGCAGUAAUAGUAAGGCAGAAGAAGAGGCCAAAAGACUCGCUGAAGAGGAAGAAGAGAAAAAGCCGGACAGACUUGCGCUCCUACUCCAGGAGUCGAAGUUCACGUGUGGGGACAAAAAAGACGGCUAUUAUGCGGACGAAAGUGUUGGCUGUCAGGUGUUCCACUACUGUGUUGCCGGUGCUAAGCAUAGCUGGCAGUGCCCCGAGAAUACAGUCUUCCAUCAAAUUCACUUGAAUUGUGUUCCGGCGGCACAGGAUAUCUGCACCCAAUCAUCAAAGUUUCAUGUCGUCAACGACUACUUGUAUAAACCUUUAGAGCAAAGGGGACCCAAUAAUACCAUUCGUUAUCAUCAGCGCUAUUAUCCCGAAGGCUUUGAUUUUGGCGGAGAUGUGUUAUCUCAAGUGUUGCCUCCGAGUCAACCACAAAGACCAGCCUCUUCUCCCUACAACUCUAGAGACUCAUACGAUGAGGACUCGUAUGAACCCCGAGGAAACUCUCGUUCCCAACCCGAUAACUAUCCCUCCUAUCAGUCAUACCCCGCAUCGACACCAGUCAGAGCUCAGCCGGUGUCUCGUCCCAUAUAUAAGCAACCGGUCGUUAGACAACCAGCGCCACAGACAUACAGCGCGCCCUCCUAUACAACUCAAUCACAACCCAAACCGACGUCCAGACCUUCAACUUACUCGACGCCAUCCCUAUACGCCUCGACCUCUUACUCGGACGACUCGGACGCUUAUGAUACAUAUCCUUCUUCUGGAAGUAGCUAUAAUUCAAGAGAUUCGUCAGACUAUUCCUCGUCUGGCAACAGCUAUUCAUCUCCCAGUGCCAGCUACCCGUCCUCCCAAUAUUCAGGAUCGUCGGGAUCUUCCUCGAGCUACCCGUCAUCGUCUGCCGGCUCAUCGGCUGCUCUUUCGUCCUACCGUCCCAUUCAAGCGGCAAAACCGGCAUCAUAUCCGAGUCGAUCCAUCGGAAUACCGAUCGCCAGUUUCCGAGUGGCGGCGGCGCCCGCGCCCACAAACUACGGCUCCUCGGCUCAGGCGAGUCGAGUACGAGCGUCGGCCUAUCCCUCGCCCACCGGCUUCUCAUUGGGCGCCUUCAACAGCGAGAUGGCCAGUGGUGUCAAAUACGAUGAGGAGUAUUGA